Messenger RNA from Peromyscus eremicus (cactus mouse), 2129 nucleotides. RefSeq names its product vacuole membrane protein 1 (gene Vmp1). The transcript has 12 exons. The record is from RefSeq and is a predicted model, not a curated record. Bases 259 to 1482 code for a protein of 407 amino acids. Gene Ontology annotation, cellular component: endomembrane system; endoplasmic reticulum; membrane. NCBI's taxonomy places the organism in Eukaryota, Metazoa, Chordata, Mammalia, Rodentia, Cricetidae. Gene Ontology annotation, biological process: autophagy; Golgi organization.
ACACCCACAGGGCCCGAACUGAGAAAGCCGAACUGAAAUCCCGCGAGGACCCUCUCGGGUUGCCAAAAGGAAGGUGGAACAUUUCUCUUUUGGAGGCGGGCUCCUCGGGGGGACCGGACCGGAAGUGACGCGAGUGGGUUCCGGUUGGCUGGAGCCCAGCGGCGGGUGUGAGAGUCGGUGCUGGGAGCCGCUUCCAGGAUCCUGAGAUCCGGAGAAGCCGGGGUCUGAGCGGCUCCUCCAGAGUUACUGAUCUAUGAAAUGGCAGAAAAUGGAAAAAAUUGUGACCAGAGACGUGUAGCAAUGAGUAAGGAGCAGCAUAAUGGGAGUUUUCCAGACCCCUCUUCAGUACAUGAAAAGAAGAGAAGGGAUCGGGAAGAAAGACAGAAUAUUGUCCUGUGGAGACAGCCGCUCAUUACCUUGCAGUAUUUUUCUCUGGAAACUCUUGUAGUUUUGAAGGAAUGGACCUCAAAAUUGUGGCAUCGUCAGAGCAUUGUGGUGUCGUCUUUCCUGCUGCUUGCUGUGCUUAUCACUACGUAUUAUGUGGAAGGAGCGCACCAACAGUAUGUGCAGCGGAUAGAGAAGCAGUUUCUUUUGUAUGCCUACUGGAUAGGCUUGGGGAUUUUGUCCUCUGUUGGACUUGGAACAGGAUUGCACACCUUCCUGCUCUAUCUGGGCCCACAUAUAGCUUCAGUUACAUUAGCUGCUUAUGAAUGCAAUUCGGUUAAUUUCCCUGAGCCACCCUAUCCUGACCAGAUUAUCUGUCCACAUGAAGAAGGCAUUGAAGGAGCCGUUUCUUUGUGGAGUAUCAUCUCAAAAGUUAGAAUUGAGGCCUGCAUGUGGGGUAUUGGUACAGCCAUUGGAGAGCUACCUCCAUAUUUCAUGGCCAGGGCGGCUCGCCUCUCGGGUACUGAACCAGAUGAUGAAGAGUAUCAGGAAUUUGAAGAGAUGCUGGAACAUGCAGAGGGUGCACAAGACUUUGCAUCACGGGCAAAACUGGCAGUUCAAAACCUAGUACAGAAAGUUGGAUUUUUUGGAAUUUUGGCCUGUGCUUCUAUUCCAAAUCCUCUGUUUGACCUGGCUGGAAUAACAUGUGGACACUUCCUUGUACCGUUUUGGACCUUCUUUGGUGCAACCCUGAUUGGAAAAGCAAUCAUUAAAAUGCAUAUCCAGAAAAUCUUUGUUAUAAUAACUUUCAGCAAGCACAUCGUGGAACAGAUGGUGGCUUUCAUUGGCGCUGUCCCCGGCAUAGGUCCGUCUCUGCAGAAACCUUUCCAGGAGUACCUGGAGGCGCAGCGCCAGAAGCUCCACCACCGAAGCAGCGAAGUGGGCACCCCGCAGGGAGAAAACUGGUUGUCCUGGAUGUUUGAGAAGCUGGUCGUCGUGAUGGUGUGUUACUUUAUCCUGUCUAUUAUUAACUCCAUGGCACAAAGUUAUGCCAAACGAAUCCAGCAGCGUUUGAACUCAGAGGAGAAAACUAAAUAAGCAGAGAAAGUUUUUCUUUGCAGAAGUUAGCAUGGAGGGGUCCUGCCUUAACAUUGGGAGGGCUCCAACCAGGAAGGAAGAUCCCCUCUUCCAGCCUAUAUUGAUUUUUAAAGCAUUCUUCCUGAAGCAGUUUAGUCCAUAUUUUACACUGACAUCCUUUUCCUUUAUGUGUUAAGGUAAGGUCUCCGCCCUCCGUUCAAUCCACAUUGUAUUUCCUUAGGGUGGAUGUGAUACUCUGCUGGAGACUCAACCAAAAUUGGCCUUCUGUUAACGUUCAAGGGCCACAUGGUACAAUUGGAGAACCCCUGCCACCCAAACAUUCUAAAGUAUGUUAAAUAUGACAGGCUUUUUAGGCUUGUCACAAAUGAUUGUUUUUUCUAAGUCAUCAAAUGUAUAUAAGUUAUAUAUAUUGGAUAGCAGUCUUGCAUGUCUAUCAUGGAACAAUUUAAUAUGCCUUCCUUUCCCACCCUCAAAAAGGCCAUUUUAUGAUGCAUUGCACACCCUCUGGGGAAAUUGAUCUUUAAAUUUUGAGACAGUAUAAGGAAAAUCUGGUUGGUGUCUCACAAGUGAGUACACCAUUUUUUAUUCUGUAUAUUUAGAAUGAAGUCGUGAAAACCUUUAUAAAGACAUCUUUGAUCAUUCCGAAA